UGGCUCUGAAGCGUAUGUUGAAUUUUAAUGUACCACCAGUUAAAAACAGUACAGGUGAACCAGUCUGGAAAGUUCUCAUCUAUGACAGAUUUGGCCAAGAUAUAAUAUCUCCACUGCUAUCAGUGAAAGAAUUGAGAGACAUGGGCAUUACUCUGCAUCUUCUUCUACACUCCGAUCGAGACGCUAUUCCAGAUGUCCCAGCAAUAUACUUCGUAAUGCCAACAGAGGAAAAUAUUGACAGGAUCUGCCAGGACCUUAGAAGUCAACUUUAUGAGUCUUAUUAUUUAAAUUUUAUUUCUGCCAUUUCAAGAAGUAAACUUGAAGAUAUUGCAAAUGCUGCUCUGGGUGCCAGUGCAGUGGCACAAGUGGCUAAGGUUUUUGACCAAUAUCUCAAUUUCAUUACUUUGGAAGAUGAUAUGUUUGUACUGUGCAAUCAGAAUAAGGAUCUUGUUUCAUAUCGUGCCAUUAACAGACCAGAUAUAACAGACACGGAAAUGGAAACCAUUAUGGACACAAUUGUGGACAGCCUUUUUUGUUUUUUUGUUACACUUGGAGCUAUUCCAAUAAUCAGGUGUUCAAGAGGAACAGCAGCAGAAAUGGUGGCAGUGAAACUAGAUAAGAAACUGCGAGAGAAUCUCAGAGAUGCCAGAAACAGCCUUUUCACAGGUGACACACUUGGGGCUGGACAAUUCAGUUUCCAGAGGCCUCUCCUAGUUCUGGUUGACAGGAAUAUCGAUUUGGCAACGCCUCUACACCAUACUUGGACCUACCAAGCCUUAGUGCAUGAUGUACUGGAUUUUCAUUUGAACAGAGUUAUUUUGGAAGAGUCUUCAGGAAUGGAAAGUUCUCCAGCAGGUGCUAGACCAAAGAAAAAAAAUAAAAAGUCAUACGAUUUAACUGCAGCUGAUAAAUUCUGGCAGAAACAUAAAGGAAGUCCUUUUCCAGAGGUAGCAGAGUCAGUUCAGCAAGAGCUAGAAUCUUACAGAACUCAAGAAGAUGAAGUCAAGCGGCUGAAAAGCAUUAUGGGACUAGAAGGUGAAGAUGAAGGAGCAAUAAGUAUGCUAUCUGAUAACACAGCUAAACUGACUUCAGCUGUUAGCUCUCUUCCAGAGCUGCUAGAAAAGAAGAGGCUCAUAGAUCUUCAUACAAAUGUGGCAACAGCUGUUCUGGAACAUAUAAAGACACGGAAACUAGAUGUGUAUUUUGAAUAUGAAGAAAAAAUCAUGAGCAAGUCCACACUGGAUAAAUCACUUUUGGAUAUGAUCUCCGACCCUGAUGCCCUGCAAGCUGCCGUCCCUCCCAAUGCUCUGGUGAGAACUGGAAGGAGAGAAGGGGAGAGAGAGAGAGAGACUGGGCAAGCUGUAAAACAGCUGUUACACACCAAAGAGGGGGCCCUCUUCCCCAUGGGGCUUCACCAGCAGGCCCAAGGCCUUCCACACCUGCUUCACCAUCAUCACCACAGCUGCUGCCAAAGACUGCUGAGGAGCCUGCCUCACUCCCCCUGCCCCCCGGGCCCACAAACUGCUGUCCAUCACAGCACCCCCUCCUGAUACCCCGGUGAAAGCAGAAGAGAAAGGUUGGGCAAGCAAGUGGUAUUAAUUCACCUAAGGUAUGAAAACUUCUAGCACCUCUAAUCCAAAGAAAGAGGCAUGAGGGUGCUAGGAUCAUUGCCCAAGAGGAAAGGGGGCGGCAGCCCAAAAAAGUGUGGGGACCACUGCUAUAGAGCAACACUUGCCAUAUCAAUAACUGUUUUAAUGUAUUUAUUGUUACUUGAAGGAUAUGCCGUAUUCAGCACUCAGGUACCUAUCUCCUAUUUUUGUUUUUAGAGUUGAGCAUGCUUUUCUCAACCACUGGAGGGUAAUAUUCCAGUAUAUUAUUCCUCCCUGUUGCUCCAAACAGGAAGAUUUAAUGCAAAUAAGAAUAUUUGUUCCCUUUGUCUUCUAGUCUGAUUUUUCCUGUUUUGCAAGAGAUCUCUGCUCUUUGACCAUUUGGAGAGGGGUGUUUCAAGUGUGUUUCAUUUAACAAUGGAACGCAUUUUUCCUUUCCACCACACCUAACAUACUUAUGUAUUAGCAUUUACACACUACCUUAUCUACUAAAACGUGAUCAGGGCCAGGUUGUUGUUGUUGUUAGUCUCAAAGUCAUGUCCGACCCAUCACGACCCCAUGGACAACAUUCCUCCAGGCCUUCCUGGCCUCCACCAUCCCCCAGAGUCCACUCAAGCUCACACCAACUGCUUCAGUGACUCCAUCUAGCCACCUCAUCCUCUGCCGUCCCAAUUUAAAACAGUGAAAUCUUAAACCUAUAACAGUAUAAACAUUAAGAACAAUAGAACCAUUACAACUAUAAAUUUUGAAACACUAAAAAAGGAAUCUUGUGACCCCUAGACUUCAGCUGGCAGGCCACAGGAUACUUUGAAUUCCCAGAUCUGAGGUCAGAAACACAGCCCAGAACUGGGAAUCCACACUGUGAUCUCUCGCUUUCCCCCACAUCACAGCUGGCGCAGAUAGAACCACGCCAGCUGCCACUCCAAGCUCAGGAACUUGACCUUGGAAUAAGGUAAAGAGGGUGUUCCAUUGGGCGAGGAAGAAACUGCAGAGGCCAGAAUAUGACCCUCUUGGUUUAUCUGCAGCCACUCUCUCCCAUGCCAAAGUGCUACAAUUAGACAGUUGAAAAUUGGCAUUUACUGUAUAUGCAAAGCAAGAGAUAUGAGGAGGUGGAGAGUACUACCAGCAUUUCUCCUCCUCUGUAUAGAAUGCUUAUAAGCUUUCAAAUUAAGGAACUUAAAAGCAUCAAGGGCACCACCUGCAGAACUGCAUGCCAGCUUGAAAAAUAUGCUCCUUCCUGUCCUAUCUGAAGGCCAAGAGAGUAGGGCAAGUCACCAUUCCUGAGAGAUCAUUUUCCACAAUUUGGAAGUAAUAAUAAGUUGCAGUGCAUUAUAGAGUUGUAGGACCAUAAGAAGAGUCCUGCUGGAUCAGGCCCAGGGUCCAUCUGGUUCAGCAUUCUGUUGCCACAUUAGCCUACCAGCUGCCCAUAGGAAUCGCACAAGCAGGGCAUGAGUACAGCAGUUUCCCACCUAUGUUCUCCACUACUGAUGUACAAAGCUAAUCCUCUGAUCUGGGGGUAGCCUAUACCAAUUAGGACUAGUAGCCACUGAUAAUCGUAUUCUCCAUGAAGUUAUCCAGCCACCGAUUGUAGCAAUUCAAACUACAUCUUGUGAAACUUAAUUCCAGAGUUUUAGCUAUGUGCUGUGUGAAGAAGUUAUUUCUUUUAUCUGUCCUGAAUCUCUAACCAUUCUGCUUUAUGGGAUGACCCCUAGUUUUCUAGUAUUAUGAGAGGUGCGAAAGAAAGUAUCUCCGUGGCCACUUCCUCUAUACCAUGUAUAAUUUUAUAUCCAUCUAUGAUAUCUCAUUUUUCCCUGUAUUCUAAGAAUUUUGUGUAUCGGUGAGUUUGUUAAUGGUAUAGUUUUGGUUACGCUGCUGCAAUGUGUCCCCAGACUGGAAGAUUGUUACUCCAACUUACAGGGAUGUAGGUUUAAUUUGCAUAAGCCCUGCUUGUUGGAGCAACUGGAAGGAGUAACUGUACCAGGAUGCCAUCAGUCCACUGAUGAGAAAAAACCUUCAUUGUAAGUUCAGUGUUUAUUCCCCCCAAAUACUUAAUAUUUGCACUGCAGCGGCUCUGCUCCCAUUACACAUAUGCAUAUAUUACAGUACUAUUUCUGGAGCAUUACCAAGACUAAAAUUCCAGCUGUUACACUGGAAAGGUUACAAUUUGCCCAAGUCUUGUAGUAGAGGCAACACUUUUUUUUUCAUUUUAUACACUAGUAUCCUAUAUGGAUGUCAGGUUUGGUGUGAUAAUAUUUUACUACUGACAUGGUUCUUACUGUAGUGAAUUUUAUAAACUACUUCUUAAACCUGAUUUUAAACCAAAAUGAAACAUUUACGUAUCACUGGAUUUCAUGGAGCUUUCACAGGUAUUACUUUAAUAGGGAAAGAAAAAUGUUCAGUAUCUCUCUAGCCUAAGAACUUUAGAAUGGAGUGGAGGGCUGCCUCAAUUGCUGUCUUGUAUUAUGCCUGUUCUCUUUUUAUUUGAAUUCAUUGUUAAUGCAUUUUGCCUAUGGCACUCAAAUUUGCUUUCCCAGCAUUAGUGUGGUACCAAGAACUGGAGAAUUUUGUCAUUUCUUUUCAAAAAUCCAAAUCCACAAGAGCAUUCUUCAUUCAGACAAGCUAUGAAAUGAAAUGGCAAAGAAAAUAAAUAUUUGUAACAUCAGUGACUAUGUAGCUAGCUAUACUUUAUCAAAGGAAAUAGUGUUAUCACAAGUUGGUUUCUUUGAAGUCUCCUUUGAGGCAAAUCAUAAAUAGAAUGUGAAUCCCAAGAGACAGAAACUUCAUAGAUUUUCCCAAAUGGUUAAAAAUAUGGCACAGGGCCUUCCAAACUUUUUCCACUGGUUUAAUGUUAAGCUGUUGCUGGAAGUUUCUAACUUAAUUGCAUGUUUAGUUUAUUUUAGUGAACAGUAUUGAAAUGAUUGAUAAAGGCCAGAAAGCUGUAACUGUGGCUUUCUGCUCUUCUGACACAAAAUAGACUAGGAGUCCCCAGCUUAUUAGGAAGGGGGACAUGGGCACAUUUGGGAUGUUGAAAGAGUGCUAUGGGUGCCGUCACAAAAUGGCUGCCAUGGAGAGAUUCUUGACAUAAUAUGGGAAUUCAUUGGGCAUGGUCAGUAACAAAACACUCAGUUCCAAGAAGAUAACUUGAUGAGAAUGGGAGAAAAAACGUAAUACAAAGCAGAGGUGAGGGCUGAGCUUCAAAACAUAAAACCAUUUGAUUGAACCAGGAUAAAGAAGGUACAGGAGAGUAGUACUGGGUGUUGCAGAAAACCAGCCUUCCAGUUUUCCAUAAGAGUGCCGUUUUUUAAAAAACUUAAGAAAUAAAAAUCAAGUAGUUUAGUGGGUGCCAAGAGAAGUGUCUGUAGGCAGCACUUUGGACACCUCAAUCAUAAACUAGUUUUGAACUACCACACUGAGAACUGCUUCUAAAAGUAGUUAACAGAAGGUAGCAAAGUACUUGCUUUGCUUUGCUUUGCUUUGCUUUGCUUUGCUUUGCUUUGCUUUGCAGUCUAAAAUCUUGUUUGGCUCACAGGAUUAGUUCAUAGUGCUGCUGUGUUUGAAGUUAAAUAUUAAACAUUUUAUUGUGUAUAACAAAAUGUCUUUGCAGCCUCUCAGUUUAUACAGUAUAUAGAAAUACUAUUUGUGUGAAUUUUAUAAAACUGAUCAUUGUUAAAAUGAAAUUAAAAAUAUGUAUUAGCCAUAAUUGUUUCCCAUGUAAAUCAGUUUAGUUUAAUACAUAUAAACACUUAUUAAAAUGUAAUUUCUUAGAUUCAAUGGCAGACAAUGUCAUGAGCAGUUUUAUUAUCAAUUUCUUCAAGAUUGUGUGCAAUUUUUGUGACAUACCAUCCUCCUCUAAAAUUAUUAUCACAAUACCUUCAUCCCUACCUUUUGUUUCUCUUGCAAGGAACUCAAACAUCUUACAUGAACCUCCUUUGGAGGUUAGACUGAGAACCAGAAGCUGGCCCAAAGUAACCCAGUGAGCUUCUUGGCCAAGCUGGGACUAGAAUCCAGAUCUUCAAAAACCCAGUCCAACACUCUUACAACUACAAUACACUGCCUCUCUUCCCAUACUUGUAACUACAGCUUCCCAUAUAUAUCUCAUGAUUCAUGUAUAUUUUGUGUGGCCCUUCUGAUGCUAUUUGUAAAGAAAUAUCUUUUGUUGCAUGACAUUUAUUUCAUUUAAUAUAAUGAGUCAUGGUAUAAUUGCAUAUGAUAAAUAAUUGAAUUACACUUGAUUACACAUUAACAACAUAACUUUUUAAAAAACAUUUCU
Molecule: messenger RNA, 5877 nt
Organism: Varanus komodoensis (Komodo dragon)
Lineage: Eukaryota; Metazoa; Chordata; Lepidosauria; Squamata; Varanidae
Gene: SCFD1
Product: sec1 family domain containing 1
Exons: 15
Coding region: 15-1550 (511 amino acids)
Biological process (GO): endoplasmic reticulum to Golgi vesicle-mediated transport; intracellular protein transport
Cellular component (GO): Golgi membrane; cytosol
Molecular function (GO): syntaxin binding
Source: RefSeq, a predicted model, not a curated record